AUGACUCAGGAAAACACUGUGGAUACGGAUAAGAAGAUCGCUUUGAGCAGUAAAGAUAGUAGCACAUCCCUUGUCUCUAAAGCUUUCGCUCUUAGGCCGGUUGCUACACAAUAUGCGGAAAUUGCCCUUCUUCGUCAGCACUUGAAAAUUUUACAGCAACAAAGAGACGAGGCUAUUCAAGAGGCCAAUAUACUAAAAGAUGUCCAACGCUCCUACCUGCGGUCUGUUGAAGCAGCGAGAGGGGAAUCCAUCCUAAAAUCUCAAGAAAAUGAACUCUUGAUCGAGAAAUUGCGCAAGAUGACAAGUGCUUUACAGCAAACACACGAAGAACUGGAUGCGCACAUCUCUUACCGGACAUCUGCACAAGAAAUGAUUAAGAACAUUAGUAAAGAUAACGCGAAAUUGAAGCACGAAGUAACCGAUUUGAAAGCUCAACUUCAUGUAUUGUCGACUCAGAAUAGCAAGGGCGACCAGCUGCCUUCAGUCAAGACGGUGCUCCAGGAUACUUCCAAAGCUAUUUUCCGAUUUGAGACUCAAGUUCAGGGUAAUAAUAUUGCACAUAAAACCAAUUUUCCUUUGUUCGGAAAGAGUUCCACCACAUCCUCGUGCAAUGAUACCACCCCGAGUCCUUCUGCGUCCAAUAUAAAAGAAGAACCGGCAUCAGUUUAUUUGCAAUCUCGGCAGGUAGCCAGACUACCAGCCACCCGCCUUGACCGCGUCCGUAAAUUGGUCAACACGGAGACAAGUAAACCAAUUGUCCCGCAGCAGGACGGAGCUGCUUCUCCUCCAGCUCCUGCAGCUGCUGAUGUUACUUCUUCGACCGCAAUUAAUCCUGCUCCCACUUUGUCUCGUGCCCCGAUGAAAAAGAAACCCACUCUCAAAACUGGCAACGAUAUAUUAUGGCGAGGAUACGGGUGUCCAAAGAAUACUCCUGUUCCAGAAUGCACGUCAGCGGAUGGAUAUCAUAUAUUCAAUGGCAAGGGUACUAAUCGGUAUGCGACCAAAUACAACUGCGCGGAAACGUUUCUUGUUCUCUGUUGUCGGAUGGAACGAGAUACUGGGACCACCGUGCCUGCUGUGACGGGGAACGACAUUCCUGACGAAGUAUGGCGAAUCAUUGCGCAGUUGGUGUCCUCCUCCACCAGCUCAAUGACACGAUAUAUGGCUAUAAACCGUACCUUUUUCAACUAUGCACUGAGCCAACGUUACCGUGAAGUACAAUGGGUUGUUUUGGACCAGGCCCUAGUGAAGCAGCUUGACCGUUUGCAGUCUCCGCUCAUCGCACAGCAUGUCCGCACCCUUCACAUCCGUGCUUGGUUCAUUGAAUACCUUCUUCGACGCGCAGUCUUGUACAACCCAUCAUCCUCUUUUCGCAAAGCGAAAACUGCGCUCAAAAAAUUCCUUUUACCCAUUUCUUCCAAGUUCGGUGCUGUACAUUUCCUCCAUAUUCGUCCUUCCAGGCCGCCGUGGAUACUUCAACACGAACAAGAACGAGCUAAAGAUGGCAUGCUUUCCUUUGAAGUAGUAAUUAGGUCAAUGAUUCAGGCCAUCGCGGGGAUGACGAACGUAGUAGAAUUCAACUUCGAGUGGCGGGAUCUUCCUGUCAACAGGGACACGCUGAUGUUUUUGAUAUUGACGAGGACGGCCUUUGAUAGAAGCUUGCGUAAGCUCAACCUGCGCGCGCCGAUAGCGAAAUUCAAGGAGCUUCUGCCUAAUGCUAACUUUGACAACAUUGAGGAUCUCACUCUCCACUUUGACUACAGGACAAGUGAUCAGCCUUCUAAAACGUUGGCAGAUCUCGAUGCGCAACAACUGCUGGACACCGUCGUUCCAUUUAUUGCCCAGCGCCGCUCUUCACUGCAAUCUCUUACCAUCUCUUCCUCAGCUUUAACUGACCUUUCAUCCUUCUUCUCUGCUUUUCCCACUGAUUUUAUCUCUUUGAGGGAGUUCAGCUUUGAUAUUUCAUUCCACAGCGAUUUGCUUUCGGAUUUGAAUGGAAUCAUCAAAUUCCUGGAAUCCUGUCGGUUUUCUCUAAGACAUGUUUCACUGGCGGCUAAUUGGGAGCAUCAACACGUAGGAUUGCUUUCAUAUGCACAGGCUUUUGACGACACGAAUGGAAACCUUGUGGAUAAUGGCAGUCAUAGUGGUGAUGUGGACACUAGGAACCACAACCCAUGGAUCCGGAUGAAUAACCUUCUGCUCGUCCAUUCUACCUGCCUUUCCAAUCUCCACAAUCUCGCAAUCCCCUUCAUAUCCCUCUCCAACACCUUACCUCUUGUCCGCAGGUCGUGUGACACGUUGACACACCUAUGUUUGACCGGGCGGUUUCUCACUCUGGAUGAGGUUGAAGGAGUUGCUGGAUUGUUCAGCCACCGUUCGCUGGAAAUUACACGCCUGCAGAUCAUGGUAGGAUGUUUCGACAGGAGGGUGCUGGCAACGCUGGCGAAGGGCAUGCCAGACUUAGGGGCCCUUGUGAUGGCAUUUGAGAAUAUGGGUGACUUGACUUACGAGACUCGUGAGGCCGCCCUUGAUGAGUGGAGGUUAUCCUUCAUCAAGACGAGUAUACAGCGAGACUAUUAG
Molecule: messenger RNA, 2580 nt
Organism: Psilocybe cubensis
Lineage: Eukaryota; Fungi; Basidiomycota; Agaricomycetes; Agaricales; Agrocybaceae
Exons: 8
Coding region: 1-2580 (859 amino acids)
Source: RefSeq, a predicted model, not a curated record